CCAUGGACUGCUUUUGGAGCCGCAAGCUUUGUUCCCGAAACAAUCGAUGUCGACAGCGCUUGCCGCACAAUUAACAAAUGGCUUGAUGGUUGCAAGGAGCACGAUGGAUGCGCCGGCUAUCACAGCCGCAGCACAAUUCUUCCUACACGUGUACUAGAUCUGGGGGGAAAUCCAGCUGCUCAAGAUUCAAUUAAGCUGUUGGAGACUAGGUGGAUCAAAGGAGGAACUUAUAUGACUCUUAGUCAUUGCUGGGGACCCGCACAACUCAUCACAACUACCGCGAAUACCAUCGAACAGAGGAAGGCUGGGAUUCCCUUGGAAGAUCUACCGCAGACCUUUAAAGACGCUGUGUCUCUGACCCGGAAUCUCGGUAUUCGGUAUCUGUGGAUUGAUUCAUUAUGCAUCAAACAACUCGAUGAAGAAGAUUGGGAAGCUGAAGCAAGCAAGAUGGGGUCUGUUUACUCACACUCUUAUCUGAAUAUUGCUGCCACGAGCUCUGCAGAAGGCCGAGGGGGAUGUUUCAAAGAAAGGCUGGUCUCAGUCGUCGAGAAACCAUCUCCAUUGAGAGUGAAGUCACAUAAGAUAGCCAAGCCCUACUUAGGGUCUAACAUGAUUUACGUGCGCCCUGUGUUGGAUUCAACGCACACGGCUCUACAGAGAAAUGGCUCUUUUGGUACCUCGGCAAUAUCGCCUCUACUCUCUCGGGCUUGGGUUUACCAAGAGCGCCUUUUGGCCCCUCGGACGGUUCACUUUCAUGCAACAGAGCUGCUAUGGGAAUGCAUAUCUGCUUCGCGAUGCGAGUGCGGUGGUCUCGACCGCAAACCAAUCGAUAAAUUCCGGCCCAAUACAUUCGGCGCAGGUCUUACCAGAGAAGACCUCUCAGAGCAGUGGUUCUCAGUCGUACAGCAGUACUCCGGACUGAAUGCCAGUCAUCCUUCAGACAAAUUACCAGCACUCUCUGGCAUUGCAGAGCAGUUCCAAGCAAAACUAGAGAGCGAAUACCUGGCAGGCUUAUGGCGCAAUUGCCUUUUUAGAGGCCUAUCCUGGAUUGUUGCUGAUGGCACCAAAGCAUGCAGGCGAUUGCCGUACCGAGCCCCGACCUGGUCUUGGGCAUCU
Messenger RNA from Hyaloscypha bicolor E, 1116 nucleotides. Its product is annotated as HET-domain-containing protein. The annotation marks the transcript as partial. The record is from RefSeq and is a predicted model, not a curated record. The transcript is spliced from 3 exons. NCBI's taxonomy places the organism in Eukaryota, Fungi, Ascomycota, Leotiomycetes, Helotiales, Hyaloscyphaceae.